AUGAGAUGGCAGGCUGCACCAGCACAGGGUACAACUACACAUGUACAUGCAAGUGGGGCUACACUGGAAAUGGAAAAGAGUGCACAGAUACUAAUGAGUGUCUGGACCCCUCGGCCUGCCCCAACGCCAAGUUUAAAUGUGUGAACAUGCCGGGCUCAGUGCGCUGCUCAUGUCGUUAUCAGAACACCAGGGACUUUGAUGACUGUGAAUUGGCAAGCGGACUGAGCGAGUACAGGAUCAAUGCGUCCAGUGACACCCCACACUGGUAUGUCAUGGACUACCUCACCCAAGUCGGUCAGUACUAUGGUAUCUGCUCAGCCUUCGUGGGGGUCAGGUUUGACUGUAAGCACACUGUAAUGUAAAUAUAUAGAAGAACUGUGGUG
Messenger RNA from Myxocyprinus asiaticus (Chinese sucker), 383 nucleotides. Its product is annotated as latent-transforming growth factor beta-binding protein 2-like. The coding region runs from base 6 to 362 and encodes 118 amino acids. The transcript is spliced from 4 exons. The record is from RefSeq and is a predicted model, not a curated record. NCBI's taxonomy places the organism in Eukaryota, Metazoa, Chordata, Actinopteri, Cypriniformes, Catostomidae.